Symbiodinium natans is the source of this 294-nucleotide messenger RNA. Lineage: Eukaryota; Dinophyceae; Suessiales; Symbiodiniaceae. The record is from the annotation of a GenBank genome assembly.
GCCGCGACAACUGGUGCAAUGGCUGCAGCAGGGGCAUCUGGCCCAAGCUUUCCGCAGUGACAUGCUGCUCCUUCUCUACGAGGCAGCCAGAGACUUCAAGUGCGUCGGGGGCAUGCUGUUUCCUGUCGUUUGCUUUGCAUACUGGCCGCUGCUGAUGCUGCUGACGUUGAUCGCAUGUGUCUUGCCCGCCCAGCGGGUGGAAGACGAAGCACUGUCACUGUCGCAGUUGAGGCUUCAAGCGGUGCUUGUGCUGGCACUUGUCAUGGGUGGCAUUCUUGGUGGAGUGGUGUGGAG